This is a messenger RNA of Colletotrichum fioriniae, 1800 nucleotides long. The record is from RefSeq and is a predicted model, not a curated record. NCBI's taxonomy places the organism in Eukaryota, Fungi, Ascomycota, Sordariomycetes, Glomerellales, Glomerellaceae.
AUGCCGGAGAGGCUGAUCACGCUUGUCGGGCUCGUCGGCCUCGCGACCGCGCAGUUCCCGCCCACCCCCGAGGGGAUCAAGGUGCUGAAGUCCAAAUUCCACGAAAAUGUGACCAUUUCUUACAAAGAGGUCCUUAUCCUUCAGCCCGGUAUCUGUGAGACCACGCCCGGAGUCAAGUCGUACGCCGGCUACGUGCAGCUACCCUCGGGGACUUUGAAUGAUGUCGAUGGGGAAGCUCAAGACUAUCCAAUCAAUACAUUCUUCUGGUUCUUUGAAGCGCGCAAAGCUCCGGAAAAUGCACCCUUGGCAAUCUGGCUUAACGGCGGACCUGGAGGCUCCUCAAUCAUGGGCCUCCUUGAAGAAAACGGCCCCUGCUUCGUUAACGAGGACUCCAAGACGACCCGUCUGAAUCCAUGGAGUUGGAACAACGAAGUGAACCUCCUCUACAUCGACCAACCAACCCAGGUCGGUUUCUCCUACGACAUCCCAACCAACAUCACCAUCCACGCCGACGAGAACUUUGAGAAUGGGCCAUGGGGCAUGUUCCCCGCUGACUUCAGCGAUGGUGUCCCCGAGGGAAACUACACCUACCGGUACGGCACGGCAUCCAGUCAGAAGCUAUCGCAGACAUCGAACACCACGGCGCAUGCUGCGCACGCUCUAUGGCACUUUGCGCAGACUUGGUUCUUUGAGUUCCCUGGCUACAAGCCCAUUGACGACCGGGUUAGCUUGUGGGCCGAGUCGUACGGAGGACACUAUGCGCCUGGAAUCUUCCGCCAUUUCCAGACGCAAAACGAGUUGAUUCAGAAUGGCUCUUCGCCCGAAGAGAAUGCCCAGUAUAUCCACCUUGACACGCUUGGAAUCGUCAACGGCCUCAUUGACCUAUCGAUCCAAGGCGAGGCUUGGAUCACGUUCCCGUAUAACAACACCUACGGAAUGCAAAUUUUCAACGAGUCUGUUUACAAUGCGUUGAUGCACAACUGGACCCGCCCGGACGGAUGCAAAGACCGAAUCCUCAACUGCCAGGAAGCUCUCAAAGAUCAUGGACCGCUAGUCGCCAAUGGUAUCAAGAAGAACUACACUGAGAUUUGCGGCGACUUCCUUGCCGAGUGCGGCUUCAACGCCGUCGAAAUCUACCAGGGCAAAGCCGAUGGAAGGGGCUGGUAUGAUAUCGGACACAGCAAAUAUGACCCUUUCCCGGCCCCGCACUUGUACGGGUAUCUCACCGAAGGCGAGGUUUUGUCGUCUCUUGGCGUGCCUGUGAACUACUCGGAAUCGUCUGGGGCAGUGGGCAUCAGUUUCCAACAUACUUUCGAUGGAGAUCGCGACUACGCCUGCAACUGGGUUGGCGGCGAGAAGGCCAGUCUGGCGAUCCCCUACAACCGAUCGAUAGACUUUGCCAACGCCGGGUACGCCCCGCUCAUCACCCCCGAUGGUGUGACGGGCAUGACGCGCCAGUUUGGCAAUUACAGCUUCUCCCGCGUCUACCAAGCCGGUCAUGAGGUGCCGUCUUAUCAGCCCGUGACUGCGUACGAGAUCUUCAUGCGGGCGACGUUCAACCGGGACAUCGCGACGGGACUCAUACCCGUCACGGACGAGCUGUCGACGAUCGGCGUCAAGGACACGUGGCACAUCAAGAACAUCCCGCCCCGGGAGCCGGAUCCGAUUUGCUAUGUCCUCAAGCCCGAGACGUGCCCCGAGGAUGUGUGGAAGACGGUGGAGGACGGGACUGCGUUGGUCAAGGACUACUACGUGAUUGACGUUGCUAGAGAGGCCCAACAGAUCUCCGAGGAGCUGUGA